Molecule: messenger RNA, 370 nt
Organism: Alosa alosa (allis shad)
Lineage: Eukaryota; Metazoa; Chordata; Actinopteri; Clupeiformes; Clupeidae
Product: metastasis-associated protein MTA3-like
Exons: 3
Coding region: 65-370 (101 amino acids)
Source: RefSeq, a predicted model, not a curated record
GGGAGAGCGAGAGAGCAUGAGAGAGAGUUGUUCACCGUGCCUCACUGCAUUCUGAUGUGUAGAUAUGAUCAGAGCGUCGGAGGGGACAGGAGGAAGGCCGGUGCGAGUCAGACCCACACCCAGAAGCACCCUGACCAGCGUGCUGCAGUUCCUUGAGUCCCGCCCAGCCCCCCACGGAUUGAGGCCCCCGAGGACCCCCAGUCUGCAGGUGCAGCCUCCGCGUCGUCUGCUCUCCUCCCUGCUCAGUCACGGGUCACUCAGCAUGCUGGGGAAACGCAGCUACCAGCACCACAGCCGGCCAGAGGCGGAGAGGAGGGGAGCCACCGCAGCGCAAGAUAACCCAGGACACAUUGUAGGACCUGUUCUCUGA